UAUUAUCGACUGGUCGAUCGGUCAUGGAAAGCAACAUCUCUUAAAAAAAUAUUAUACAACGGUGAACAUUUAAGAUUUGAAUAAAUGUACAACGAGACAUCACCACGGUAACUUUCGAGAGCUUGAACUUUUUGCGUCGCUGUGUUGCAUUUCCGCUUACGUAAUGUCGAAAUGUCCUUCAGGCGUGGCUUAGGCCGUCAAUAUAAAUCUCGUGGGUGGCUUGAUCGAGACAGAUUUUGCUGGCUAGUUUUCAGUGGAGUUUGUUUCUCGUUUGCCUCAAGCUGAGUGAAAUGGACAGCGUGCGGACUUUCGACAGCGCCACAACUCUAACAAUUUGCGAAGGAUGCGAUGUGAAGAAACCGGAGCAUAUUUUUUAAAAAAGAUGCAACUGCUGUGAUUGUUUCCGUAGAACAAGCUCUUUCCGUGUUUGGCAAAUUUUGCUGGUCCUCCUCGUAAUUGUGAUCAUUUUUGCAGGACUGGGCCUAGCGAUGUUCCGUACUGGAAAGGAUACAGUUUCGCGUUCUCACGAAGCUAUUGAGAACACGAGAAAACCAAUUACUGAGGGUAUAACAACAAGAAAAGAGGAAACCACUUCUCCUGGUAAAGAAACAACACCAGGCAAACCAACUGAGCAACAAACAACUCUUGGUACCACUAAACAGACAAUUCAGGAGACAACUGGCCAACCCACGACAGGUCCUUCCACUCAACAACCUACAACCACUGCAGAACCUACAACUACGAAGCCACCGUCGACAACUUCAAAACCUACAACUACGAAGCCACCGUCGACAACUUCAAAACCUACAACUACGAAGCCACCGUCGACAACUUCAAAACCUACAACUACGAAGCAACCGUCGACAACUUCAAAACCUACAACUACGAAGCCACCGUCGACAACUUCAAAACCUACAACUACGAAGCAACCCUCAACAACUGCAAAACCUACAACUACGAAGCAACCCUCAACA
This is a messenger RNA of Orbicella faveolata, 974 nucleotides long. RefSeq lists its product as uncharacterized. The record is from RefSeq and is a predicted model, not a curated record. Lineage: Eukaryota; Metazoa; Cnidaria; Anthozoa; Scleractinia; Merulinidae.